Durotheca rogersii is the source of this 513-nucleotide messenger RNA. Its product is annotated as Rhodanese-like protein. Gene Ontology annotation, cellular component: cytoplasm; nucleus. The transcript is spliced from 2 exons. The coding region runs from base 1 to 513 and encodes 170 amino acids. The record is from RefSeq and is a predicted model, not a curated record. Gene Ontology annotation, molecular function: protein tyrosine phosphatase activity. NCBI's taxonomy places the organism in Eukaryota, Fungi, Ascomycota, Sordariomycetes, Xylariales, Xylariaceae.
AUGUCCGUGGCGACGGUAUCCAACCUGCAGCGCAUCACAGCUGCAAAGCUAGCCGAAAUUCUCCUCGCUAGCACAAACCAAUCCUCCUCGAAUUCUACGAUAGCGAUCGUAGACGUGCGGGAUGACGACCACAUAGGUGGGCACAUCAAGUCGUCGCUGCAUUUUCCUAGCCGCAGUCUCGACGCUACGAUGCCGACGCUCCUGCGCAAGCUCGCCGGCAAGGAGGUCGUGGUCUUCCACUGCGCCCUGAGCCAGCAGCGAGGUCCCAGCGCCGCUCUGCGAUACCUCAGGGAGAGUGCGGCCGCCGCGGCGAAGACGUCCGCUUCAUCCUCUGCCGCGGCCAAGGCUGCGACGCCCGAGAAAGGGGGAAGGGAAGCGGGGCAGGCUGACGAGGUGCCCCAGCAGCAGAAGGUCUACGUCCUGGACCGCGGUUUCGUCGGCUGGCAAGAGGCCUACGGCCGUGACGAGCGUCUGACGGAAGUGUGGAGGAAAGAGUUGUGGGAGGACUACUGA